ACAGUUUGCGAUCGUUGCUAAAGGACAAAAUGAGACGCACGAAAGAAAUUGCGAUGGAAGUUAAAAUCGUGGAAUUGCAGAAACAGAUGAAUAAUUGUCAAGAAGAGAAGAAAAUCCUGGCCACUUUGAUAGAAACGCAAAACAAUUUAGUUCGGCACGUCAACGAGACGUUGACUAACCAAACGAAAUUGUUGGAACAGGAAAAGAAUCAAACAGAACAACUCAUCCACAAUAUCAGCAGGGAGAAUAAUAACAGGAAAAACUUGACAUCUAACGUGACAGUAAUAGAACGGGAUUUCUUUAAUUAUAUGGCCGUUUCUUUGCAAAAAACGCCCUACCCUGGAGUGGACAACUACACCCGGUACGCGGUGGCCCGUCUUGGGCUGCUUUCUUUAACCGGAAUCGAGCCGCUCAAGCCGGAAUACGGUCCCGUGAUUAAUAACGUCACUUCACUCCGCUACCCUAUCGCCGUUCCCGCGUGUCAGCAGACUUCCGCCAACAGAACCAUCAAUCAAAAGCAGCAAAGUGUUUUCUUCGCCGUCAUUUCGGCCACCGGCAAUUUCGACAAGCGAAAUGGAAUCCGGCAGACGUGGCGAACUCAUCUCAGCAACGCGUCCUACCACAACAGUUCAAUGGUCGUGGCCGGUUUCGCCUUCAUUUUGGGGUUGACGGGCAGUAACGAGACCCAAAUCAAAAUCGAAGAGGAGAACAAAACCCACGGCGACCUGAUUCAGAUUGAAAUGGCCGAUUUCUACCGGAAUCUAUCCCUCAAAGUGGCCGGACUCUUCAACUGGUUGUACAGGCACUGCCACCAGCGAUUCGAUUUCCUUUUCAAAGUGGACGACGACGUCUAUGUCAACAUUCGCAAUUUGGCCCAGUUCGUCCGUUUCCACAAUCGGUCCAUUCAGAGCAUUUACGGCACUUCAGCUGGCAACUUGUUUCCUGCCCGAGAUGGCAAAUGGGAUAUGUCGGUGGAAGAGUGGCCAUGGAAUGAUUACCCUCGUUAUUUCUAUGGUAACGGUGUCUUAUUUCCCGGUGAGACCAUCCUCCCGUUUCUGGCCGCCUUCCAGACCACUCCAUUUCAUCCCAUCGACGAUUUGUACUUCAGCGGUAUCUGCACAGAAAAGGCCGGCGUCAAGAUCCGUUGGUCUACAUAUCGUACUAGUGUCUUCGCGUAUGGGCUGCAUGCCAUUCCCCAUCCAUGUGAUGUGCGCCUGACCAUUUCUUGGUUGACGGAGUCGGGCACUCAUAUGAACAACUCGCAUUUGGCCACCGAAGAUUUCUACCACAACAGGACCCAAUGUGUAGUCGCCGGAUCCAACGGAACCAACACGACAGUCGACCACAACGAGCCCGUCCACUUUUACUUUGAAUAAAAAAGUCCGUCAAUAAAGCUGAAAAAAAUAUGGUAGACACACAGCGGCGGUUUGACACUGAAAAACUAAGUAGUUCAGUGGCCCACGCCACUUAUUUGUGCAAAUCCACUU
This is a messenger RNA of Daphnia pulicaria, 1487 nucleotides long. Its product is annotated as lactosylceramide 1,3-N-acetyl-beta-D-glucosaminyltransferase-like. Gene Ontology annotation, cellular component: membrane. Gene Ontology annotation, molecular function: hexosyltransferase activity. NCBI's taxonomy places the organism in Eukaryota, Metazoa, Arthropoda, Branchiopoda, Diplostraca, Daphniidae. The record is from RefSeq and is a predicted model, not a curated record. The transcript has 3 exons. The coding region runs from base 30 to 1376 and encodes 448 amino acids.